Molecule: messenger RNA, 689 nt
Organism: Cydia fagiglandana
Lineage: Eukaryota; Metazoa; Arthropoda; Insecta; Lepidoptera; Tortricidae
Gene: CPH20
Product: calphotin-like
Exons: 1
Source: RefSeq, a predicted model, not a curated record
CUAUUACAGAUCAUUUCCUUAGCCGCCAUCAUAGCUAGCUGCAGUGCUAGCAUAGGCCACACUCACAUAGCACCAGCAGUCAGAUCCUUCCCCAUCGUUAGAUACGCUCCGUUCUACAACUUCCCACACGGCAUCAGAUCCAUCCACGCUGUAGCACCUGCCCCGCUAGCCGCUGUAGCGCCAGCACCUGUGUUGCCAGCACCGCUGCCCGCUCCAGUGUUUCCGGCGCCAGUACCAGCCCCAGUAUUACCAGCGCCAGCACCAUUCUUCGCGCCUGCUGUACCGAGAUUAGCGCCUGCGGUUCCAGCGUUCCCGGCUCCUGUAUUUGCGCGAGCUCUACCAGUGCCCGCGCCUGUUCCUUUUGCGCCCAUUGUGAGGCCAGCUUAUGCGCCAGCUCCCGUAUUUGCACCUGCCCCGGUGGCACCAGGUCCUGUAUUUGCACCUGCCCCGGUGGCACCAGCUCCUUUAUUUGCACCUGCUCCUGCUCCAGUAUUAGCCCCGGCUCCAGCCCCAGUCUUUGCGCCAGCGCCUAUUCCUGUGGCAAGAGCAGUACCCCACCUGCACCUGUACAACAGGUUCCUCGCGCCAGCUCCGCUGGCGCCGGCACCUGUCGCGUGGAAAUGAAUCUAGUCUGACAAUAGUAGUUAUAUUAAAAUUAAAUCGAUUUAGUUAAGUUAGUAGGUUUUGUA